Molecule: messenger RNA, 3106 nt
Organism: Oncorhynchus kisutch (coho salmon)
Lineage: Eukaryota; Metazoa; Chordata; Actinopteri; Salmoniformes; Salmonidae
Product: acyl-coenzyme A thioesterase 5
Exons: 9
Coding region: 1022-2083 (353 amino acids)
Biological process (GO): fatty acid metabolic process; acyl-CoA metabolic process
Molecular function (GO): fatty acyl-CoA hydrolase activity
Source: RefSeq, a predicted model, not a curated record
UGUGACCGCCGACCGUGCUUACAGACAGUGUUCUUGGAUGUAGCCUUGGCCUAACUUCUGUAUGAAAUCCCAUACUCUUGUUUAAUUCAAUUACACGUUGUCCUGGUGGUUGCCAAUAAGAUCAGCAUGCGCUGUAACAUGAGAUGCUGGCCAAUGUUUUUGCCUGCUAGUUUGCCCUCUAUUGCUAUCAAGUUAGUACAACAUCACAGCAAACCUUGAGUAAAGGAUACCAAAAUAGAUGUUAUUAAAACUAAUAUGGUUGUUGUGACGGUCAUGCAGUGGACCUGUAGUCCCAAGUAGGAUCAGUGUUAAAAUGCAACACUCUUUGAAAGGCGUGACCAAUGAACACGCCCAAGCACAUUAAUGCCAAGUUCAAUACAACUGGAAUUCCAAGUCGGGAACUCUGCCUCUUUCUAGAGCUCUCACUUUCCUACCUGAAGAUCACUGACCUCAUUAUUUGACCUCAGAGUUCCCAGUUGUUUUGAAAGCCCCAUUCAGUGUGCUUGAGACUUUUAAAAGAAAUUAACCAUUGUUCUUUACUGACUUGCCUAGUAAAAUAAUUUCUUAUUUACAAUGACGGCCUACAAAACCCGGAUGACGGGAUGGGGAUGACGCCCUAUAGGAUCCCAAUCACAGCCGGUUGUGAUGCAGCCAGGAAUCGAACCAGGGUGUCUGUAGUGACGCCUCUAGCACUGAGAUGCAGUGCCUUAGACAGCUGCGCCAUUCGGGAGCCCCAGUCUACAGACAACUGACUAGCGGUUGACCGAUUUAAUCGGCAUGGCCGAUUUUCAAGUUUCCAUAACAAUCGGUAAUCAGCCUUUUUGGACGCCGAUUACAUUGCAAUCCACGAGGAGACUGUGUUAGACUGACCACCAAUAGACUGACCACCAAUCCACGAGGAGACUGCGUGUUAGACUGACCACCUGUUACGUGAGUGCAGCAUCAAAGGGACCUUGUGGCUGCAAGGAGCCAAGUUGCUAAGGAUGCCAGUCUUGGAGGAACAUAUGAAGGAGCAGAGCCCAUGGGUCUACUGUGGAGUAUGCAGCCUGUUCCAGGCAGUCGGACAGGCCUCAGGUUGAGAAAGAUGGAUGUCCUAUCUCCUAUGGUUGUACACAUCUCUGUGUACAGUGGGCACAUGACUGAGGGCUUCAGCAAGCAGUCUCCUCUAGCGACCGUUGUCACAGAACGAUGGUACAUGGCACCGGAUGUGUGCAGAAUUGACAUCAGGGAACAUGGAGUCCGAGGGACCCUCUUUUUACCCCCAGGUCCUGGACCCUUCCCUGGGGUGUUGGAUAUGUGGGGAGGGGGUGGGGGGCUGGUGGAGUACCGCUCCUGCCUCCUGGCGUCACACGGUUUUGUUUCCAUGGCGCUAGAGUACCUUCCCCAUGACAAGAACAGAACCUCAGACAUCGAAUCAAAAACCUACUUUGAGAAAGCGUUCAGGAUUGUGCAGGAGCACCCCCUGGUGAUAAAGGACAGAGUUGCUCUGUUUGGUCUCUCCUUAGGCGCGUCAGUCGCCCUCAACUUGGCAGCCUACUCCAAAGACAUCAGCCCCAAAUGCUGUGUGUGUAUCAGUGGGAGUCACGUCAUCCCUGUCAACAAGGCUAUCGGCGAGGUGUUUAGAAAGAUGAACAAGGAUGGGUAUAAGACCCGAUUUGAUGAAGAGGGCCGUGUGGUCUGGAGAGACAUCAUUCUGCCCAUCCCAACCGACCUUGGAGAGAAAGUGGAUAUGGGGAGGAUAAAGUGUCCAUUGAUGUUGGUCGUCGGGGAGGAUGAUCAGAACUGGGCCACAGUGGAGUCUGCCAAGGACAUGACCCAGAUGAUGCGUGCAGCGGGUAACGAGCACCUGCUGACCAUUCUACAAUACCCUGAUGCUGGACACCUCAUUGAGCCGCCCUACACACCCCACUUCAGAGCCAGCAACUUCAUAAUGCAGCAAACACGACAGAAAGUGAUCAUGUUAUGGGGAGGGUACACCAAGCCGCAUGCCGAUGCUCAGGAAGACUGUUGGGAGAAGAUCCUUAGCUUCCUACGGCAACACCUCUACCCCAGCCCUGACUCUGUGCCUAAGGCCAAGCUGUGAUGUCACAGCCAAAGAGCAUCAAGGACCUAGUAUGAUUGACUAAGCUAUAACUUUAAAAGAAAAAUACAUUAACACUUUAUAUUUUAAGUCUAAUUAUUUUGGUGGGUGGGAGGGUUCUUCUAAGCUAAUAAUUAUACAUAACAUCAUUAUUUUUGAGAGACAGAGUGGUAUCGAGAAUCCUAACGACCAAGUGAAGGAUCUUAUAGUGUGUGACCCCUGUCUUGCCAUGUCAUUUAGUGAGCGCACCACUACGUUGUCAAGAUUUAAAAACGUCAGGAAAGAUAGUCGUUUAAUGUCGUUUACAGGCUCAGCGAUAGGAUUUGGAAAUUUGUGUGGUGUACACUUGGUUUUAGCUAUUUUUUAUUUUUAUUACUUAAAAUAUUGAAUUUGGUCUUUACUACUAUAGCCCAUAGAAACGCAUUGAAUAUGACACAUUCAUAAAUGGCAAAAAAAGACAGUCCAAAAAUGUAUCAAUAAGGAAUAAGAUUUUUUGUGAGAAGACCAAUUUUUUUUAGAUGUCUCGGUCUGACAAACACCACUGUAGCUCAGUCACCUUCCACCUCAGAUGUGGAAUGUCGACAUAGGCGUGUAGAAUGGUAUUGUAGAAUGGUCAGCAGGUGCUCGUUACCCGCUGCACGCAUCAUCUGGGUCAUCUGUGGUGGAUUGAGACACAGCCCAAGGAAAAAAAACAGAUAUUUAUCUUAAACUGACAGUAUUUUGGGUGCAUCAAUAUACUCUUAAGGAUGAAUAUUUAUGAAAUCAGUGAGAGUCAUCAGACCAGUGGAAACAGCUGUACAACAUAAAUUGAGGGCUGAUGAGUGUCCACAGUAGUGGGUCAGAGUCUCUCAUUCACUGAACUGUAUGAGUUUCAACCUGCCAAUAGUGUUAACACCUGUGCCUGAAACCUAACUGCCAUAGCACACAGAUGAUUGAUUCUAUUUUUUGAUUCAUGAGGAAAUGUAUUGUCUAUGAUGAUUAUAAUAAAUCGGAGGAGAAUGAACAAUAUGUUGUUAUUGAGAGCUA